Molecule: messenger RNA, 3873 nt
Organism: Leishmania major strain Friedlin
Lineage: Eukaryota; Euglenozoa; Kinetoplastea; Trypanosomatida; Trypanosomatidae
Exons: 1
Coding region: 1-3873 (1290 amino acids)
Source: RefSeq, a predicted model, not a curated record
AUGAGCGCCACGGAUCCGUACUCGCUGUCCCCGCAGAACGGUGUGGUGGAGGCGACACUCUUUCAACUGCUGUUUCCAGCUCACGUUUCCCCUGCUACCCGAGCUGCCGUGGGAAAUGUUAUCGCAGUGAAGACACUAAACGAUAAUUCUCCUGAGGGGAUCGCUGGGGCACUUGUGGUGUCGUCUCCGUCUGCCUUCGAGCGAAUUCGUGCAUGGGAGACGAUGCCCCACGGGCGUGCAGCGCGCUCGUUCCGUGGCACGAAACGCACUCAGUUUGACAACCGUGACGAUCCCGCGCUGCUACACACUGUGCAUGCGCAGCAGCGGCAUGGCGUGUCUGCCGCGAAGGGUCCACGUGCGCGGCACUCCGCUCCAGUGGGGCCGGAUCGCAGUACUGAUGCAAGUGCUGACUUUAGUACAGUGCCGUUUUCGCUGCGUUUGCGAGAAGUUGAGCGGCGAUUUCGGGAACAGAUGAAAGUGCACCGCGGUCUGACGGCCGCGUCCCGCCAAGUCGAUAUCGUGGAGCGUUCUGUUCAGCUGUUUCAAGCAGAGCGGCGCACGCGAGCGUUCGCGCAGGCACUUGCAGAGCGUCAAGACGCCAUCUGGGCCCGUGUGUGGCCUGGUGGCUCCCUUCCGAAGACGGAGGACACUGAAGCGACUGCGCAUCGUCAAGCGGCAGCAUCGGCUCGUGUUGCGCCCAUGCCGGCCUCGCGCCGUAGCGACAGCUCUGCGACACCUUCGGCCAGCACCGCUAUCUCACCCCCGCCCCCCGCGUCCCCGACGGGCUUCUUGCUCAAGGAUAUCCUAGACACCUACUCAAAGCCGCGUGAGCUUCGAGAGGCUAGCGGCGGCAGCCGAAGUGCGGCGGCUGCCGCUCCUGCUGCAUCAAAGGCGACGAAGAUGCCAAAAGGAGUCCCACUCGCCCCGGCACGAGAGGCGCAGAGGACUGUAGCUGGGGUAGAAAUUUUCCGCCCUGAGAAAACACCGAAACAUUACACUGUCAUCCGCUACGUCGAGGCAAGGUCCAAACACGCCGCAGCCACACACAACGCUGUCGACCGCCAGGGCACCUCGCCAUCCUCGGCUGUCGCCCCUGCCACCGCGGCAGCGGUGUCCGCAGCGUCCUCGAAAGACGCUGCACGGGGGGAAGUGAAAGAGGACUCCACGCAAGCGUUCUCCAGCGUUGUGAGCGAGGUGCACCAAGCGGACGAAGAAGGCGGAGGCAAAGCCUCCGAUCAGAGCAGCGCCAGCGUCGCCGAUGAAGCCGCGUCGAUGAAUGACACGUACGACACGGACACGUUCGACUCGCACGUCUCCAGUGGAACAGCUGUGGAUGCUUCGAUAAGCAAGGCGAAGAGCUCUGUCGUGAGCAGCAUGAUUCCUACGGUGGAAGCGACGUCAUCUUCCCUCACGCAGAGCAUCACCUCUGAAGAGGUCGAAAGCGGAGCUGCUGGGCGUCCGCUGAGGUGCAACCGCCGUGACGGUGGUAAGAGGAGCGGCGCCUCCGUGGCCGAUGACGAGGGCGCAACACCCUUUGCCGAAACCUUGCAAGCUUUCUUGGACGCCUGUCGGAGCGUCUCGGCUGCCUCUGCUCGACUGCUCCAGUCCCCGUAUAUUCGAGAGAGCAGCCAUGAUGCUGGUCAAGGCAGGCAACACACCCCGAAUCCGGCCAAAAUAGAUGCCCCGCGUUCAGCCCCGAAGGCAGUGGGGGAUGCUGCAUCAUGUGUUACCGCGAAGGCAGCCACUGGUGCAGAUGUCUCUCCAGCUGCUUGGCGUGACGCCCUGCUCCGGCAGCUACGCAACAUACGUCGCCUUCAGCGCUUUCGUGAACACCUGCUCCGCCACCUGAAGCGCAUUGAUUUGCAGCGGCAGACUCACUGCAAUGCGACACGACUGCUGCGGGAAACGCAAGCCCUCGCCAAAGUACGCCGUAAACUGCUCUCCAGCUCCAGAGUCGGGGGCGAAGCAUCCUUGGGGAGCAUGCUGCGUCACGUGAAGGGCGUCUCCACGGGAACAGGUGGGCGGAGGGGCCCGCGCCGCGGUGGCGGUAGGCAUGGCUACGGUGCCCCGCGGCAACAGCAUUCCCUGCCGUCGUGGCUGAGAACGAGUGUCGUGAGCGACGCCGACACAAUAUCGGAUGUGGUGCUCACCGACAUGAACAGCAGCGUCGGCGAAGACAUCAUUUCAGCUGACUCCGGCGUAGUGGAGGAGGAGAUGCGGCAUGGCAGCGAUCAAAGCGAGACGUUCGUCUCGGACAGCAUCGUCCAGGAAGAGGUAGUCAGCUGGGAUGGGGCCUCCCGACACAGCGAGGUGGCCAGCGGUGGUACCGUCUUGACCGAAGUGUCGAGGAGCCAGGGGGGCGACGGUGACCCCUCUUACGGCAGCGACUCCUUCGAAGCAGCGAGUAACUCAGACGCCGCGGGGCGCUCUGCGUGGACUGCGCGGUCUGGUAUGGUGGCUGAAGUCCGCCUAGACGAGAUCGAGGAGGAACUCGCAAACCGAUUAGCCGAAAUAUCGUCGGAUGCCAUCUCCGAAGGGAGCUCGAUUCCAUCCGAGGUGGAAGAACUUGUUGACCUGCUCCCCUCCUCACUCAUCCCAAGCGAAGUCGAAGACGACGACGCGAGCCCGCAAGGCAGCUCUGCAGCCACCAUGGGCUCCUACAUUGCCACUGACAUGAGCAGCUCCGCGGCAGGCUUGCAGGGACAGCAACGACGCAUGUACGUUGGUGCAAAGGGCUCUACCGCGUGGUACGCAGCUGCCGGAGAAGGGGCAGCGGGUGGUGUCAGCGGGGCGCUGACGGAUCACAAGGCGUACAUUCGCGACUCCCCUGGCUCUAGUGUGUACAGCGUGCCGGAGGACGCCGAUGUGGACACAUCUAUGCCGCAAUCCACAGACGUCCGCUCGGAAGGCGCCCGAGACUCGGUGCCGAGGACGAGUGGAAGGGUAGCGGACCUUGAUGCGGCAGCAUCCCUCGCGGCGGCGAACGAGAAGCGUAUUCGUGGAAGGGCCAGCCCGACCCCCUCGACCAAGAGCGACGGGAGCAGCAGUAGCUCUGAGGAUGCCUUGACAAUGUUGGAGGUGGACAUGACCCUUACGAAGGGGCGUCGGCACCACGCGCUACGCUGCGCCUCUGAUGUGCCGACGUUUGAGCAGCUCUACAGCCCAUCCAUGCCCCCGCUGGAUGAAGGGCCACUGACGGGAAGCGGCAACCCCAGCACCACCAGCUCUGCCGGCAGCGGCCGGUCCUCCAAACCAGAUCGACGGAAAGGUGGAUCUGCCCACAGUGUCGGCAUAGGGUGGUCGAACACCGCAGUCUCGUCCCUUCACGAACGAGGCGCAGCGUACCUCGUGCACUAUCCGACCGCGCGGAUGGAGGCCGGCACACAGGCGGAGAUGCGAGCUGUGGGCACCCACCCCACGGCCAUAUGUGCUGCUUCAGGGAUGAGAGCGACAUAUCCGACCGACGACUACGUUGCGCAGGGUGCGUGGAAGGCGCGUCAGCUACAUCUCUUGCGGCAGCUGCGAUCACCCAUUGUGGAUGACUCGGAGGACACGGCCAAGAACUCAGCGGAGGCCACCGACAACCCGAGUCGCGCUUUUGAGCAGCGGCAUCGUCCGCCGAAGGACAAGGCCGAUGCCGUGCUCGACGCCGCCGAAGCUGCGGCGCGUGAGGAGUGGGCACAACACUGGGGUGUCGUGGAGUCGCUGCUGCAGACACGUUUUUCCGCGUCAUCCUGCAUCGGUAGAGGCGAGCCACCGUCAUCCUCGCGUCGCACAGGAAAGGUCCUCCUACAGCGCUUCCCGUCGGAUUCAACGUCACCUACUCGGGACGCUUCUCAGUCGAGUGUGCCGGUGUCCUCUGCAUCACGCUGA